AUGUCUCGGCGAUAUGAUUCCCGGACCACCAUCUUCUCUCCGGAAGGUCGACUGUAUCAGGUCGAGUAUGCUCUCGAAGCUAUCUCGCACGCUGGUACAGCUCUAGGUAUCCUAGCCAAGGAUGGAAUUGUCCUUGCGGCUGAGCGAAAGGUUACUAGCAAGCUGCUGGAACAGGAUACUUCCGCUGAAAAGCUCUACACAAUCAACGAUAACAUGAUUUGCGCUGUGGCUGGUAUGAACGCCGAUGCUAACAUCCUGAUCAACUACGCCCGUCAAAACGCUCAACGCUAUCUCCUCACUUACAACGAAGACAUCCCUUGCGAGCAACUCGUGCGCCGACUGUGUGACUUGAAGCAAGGUUAUACCCAACACGGAGGUCUCCGUCCGUUUGGUGUGUCGUUCAUCUACGCCGGAUGGGAUCACCUCCGCCAGUUCCAACUGUACCAGAGUAACCCUAGUGGAAAUUACGGCGGCUGGAAAGCUACAAGUGUCGGUGCGAACAACGCGAGUGCACAGAGUCUGCUCAAGCAGGAUUACAAAGAAGAUUCGACUCUUCAGGAAGCCUGUGCCAUGGCUGUCAAGGUUCUGAGCAAGACGAUGGAUUCGUCAAAGCUUAGCAGCGAGAAAAUCGAGUUCGCAACGGUGGGCAAGACCAAGGAUGGCAAGAUCUACCACCACCUAUGGACCGCUGAUGAGAUCGACGCACUUCUCCAUGAGCAAGGGUUGGCCAAGGUUGACGAUGAGCCCGAGGCCGGUGACAUAAAAUAG
Molecule: messenger RNA, 768 nt
Organism: Penicillium taxi
Lineage: Eukaryota; Fungi; Ascomycota; Eurotiomycetes; Eurotiales; Aspergillaceae
Gene: pre9
Product: proteasome core particle subunit alpha 3
Exons: 4
Coding region: 1-768 (255 amino acids)
Biological process (GO): ubiquitin-dependent protein catabolic process
Cellular component (GO): proteasome core complex; nucleus; cytosol
Source: RefSeq, a predicted model, not a curated record